Messenger RNA from Phragmites australis (common reed), 1111 nucleotides. RefSeq names its product LOB domain-containing protein 1-like. The coding region runs from base 126 to 848 and encodes 240 amino acids. The record is from RefSeq and is a predicted model, not a curated record. The transcript has 2 exons. NCBI's taxonomy places the organism in Eukaryota, Viridiplantae, Streptophyta, Magnoliopsida, Poales, Poaceae.
UACAAAAAUUUCUGGAGCUGGAUCCUGCAAGAUUAAUGGUAGCCUGAAUGGGCCGAAUUCUUGGUGCCUAGCUGGUAGGUCAUUUGUCAGAUUCUUGCAGAGCUAACCUUUCCCACUCUCUUUAUAUGUACACCGGUUACCGCCAAACUUGGAAGGCAUCGUCUAUCUCGAAGCCAAGCACAAACCACGUCUCAGAUCGUGUCACACACACGCCAAUGGACUCCUCGGGCGACACGGUGACCGCGACAACGCUGCCGCAUGGGGCCUCGACGCCUCCCACGUCACCGCAGCCGCAGCCGGCGGUGGUGUUGAGCCCGUGCGCGGCGUGCAAGAUCCUCCGCCGCCGCUGCGUGGACCGGUGCGUGCUGGCGCCCUACUUCCCGCCCACCGAGCCCCACAAGUUCGCCACCGCGCACCGCGUCUUCGGCGCCAGCAACAUCAUCAAGCUCCUCCAGGAGCUGCCGGAGGAGCAGCGUGCGGACGCGGUGAGCAGCAUGGUGUACGAGGCGAGCGCGCGCAUCCGGGACCCCGUCUACGGCUGCGCCGGCGCCAUCUGCCACCUGCAGAAGCAGGUCAACGACCUCAAGGCGCAGCUCGCGCGCGCGCACGCCGAGCUCGCCGCCGCCCGCGCCCAGCACGCGCACCUCCUCGCGCUCCUCUGCGUCGAGGUCGCCGCCAGCAGCCAGCUUGCGUCGCCGCCCUACUGCGCCGUCGACUACUCCUCGCAGCUCGCGGUCGCCCCCACCGCACACACCGCCGCCGACGCGCUCUACGCCGUCGACAGCGGCGGCUUGCAGCUGCAGACCAACCCCAUCAGCUGGGUCGUCGACGAGCCGCUGUGGACAUAACCUCGAUGAAGCCAAACUCGAGCUGGUGUUCGACGAUCGUGUCCAAGUUUAGCUGAUCCGUAUAUGCAUAUUAUACAGUUAAUAUGUGUAUGGUUGUAAUUAAGUUGUACUCGAUGGCAUAAUAGCAAGUUAACCAAAGGGUUAAUGUUGUUGGGGUUUGAAACAAUUUAACGAACCCCGGAAUGAGUUUUCGUUAUUUUCUGCUAUUUCUGCUGUAGCGUGUGACACUAUAUACUCCUCUUUAACAGUACUGUAUGGAAUGC